Lactuca virosa is the source of this 2442-nucleotide messenger RNA. The record is from the annotation of a GenBank genome assembly. NCBI's taxonomy places the organism in Eukaryota, Viridiplantae, Streptophyta, Magnoliopsida, Asterales, Asteraceae.
CCCGAUUUCUUAUCUCAUAUACAAAGACGCUAGUCGCUAGAGCGGAGCAGUGCGUCUUCGCGUGCUAGAUAGUGGACCGAUUCUUGACUACUUAUUAGACCUUUCUUCAAGUGAUGCAUUUUCUUCACACAGGAUCUGGCAGCUGUUCAACCGAUUUUUCGAUUUCUUCGUCAUGGAAGGUGGGUCACCAGAUCAGGAAUCUGUAGUAUCAGGGACAAAAAAGUCAAGUAUUUCUUCAGGUGGUAGAAUCCGCGAUGAAUUCCUCCAUAGAUUCAUCGACAGUCAAACUUUGACCUCCAACCUCGAAGACUGGUUCCAAGCUUUAUCCGAAAACUCAUUCGACUUCGAUGUUCCUUUUGAAUUAAUUGAUCUCCAAAAAUUUGAUUAUGCAUUAGAAGGCGUUUCUUUCCAACAGCUAAUCCGCAUGCCAAGUGGCGGUGGUUACACAUCAUCACCACCCGCCACCAUGGACCCCACCGCCUUCCUUGCCAUUGAAGAUUUCCUACACGCUAGCAUAAAAGGCUUAUGGGAGGCCUUCUGGGACCCACACGAACCCAUCCCAUUAAACGUGGCCUCUCUCUACAACUCAAAUUUAAAAUUCUAUCAAGCAGAAAAAGCAAUCGCCAAUGGAAAACUCCCGGGUCUCUGUGCCACAUCAGUAAUGCUCAACAACCCCCGACACCCGCAUGGCAAAUGGCACGAUAUUCUCGAGUUAGCACUUUUGAGACCUGGGAUCGGGACCCUCGAAAACGAAAGUGAAAUUACGUAUCCGUCCCUAUCGAUUCUUGGUGAAGCCCUGUUCUACGGUGUACGUGUUUUACUCUCGAGAAGUCUCCGCCGAUCGAAAGGGUUAAAUUCGGUAUUUGUUAUACUCGCCGAUUGUCAAUAUGGGGGUGUGGUCAAACUGGAAGGGGAUUUGACCAAAAUGGAAUUCGAUGUGAACAAUGUGUAUGAAUGUGCUUCUGAAUGGAUUAAGAAUCAUUCACAGGUUUCUGUUUCUCCUUUCGAUAGAAUCUGGAAUAAGCUCGGGAACGCGAAUUGGGGGGACAUCGGUGCUUUACAGGUACUUUUCGCGACAUUUCAAUCAAUGGUGCAGUACGCGGGCCCACCCAAAAACUCGAUUGAAGAUUUAGCAGCCGAUCAUAGUUCGCGUCUACAAACAAGAAGAAACGAGAGAAGGAUGGGCGAAAUCGGAAUAAACGGAAACAACAACGGUUUAUUCAAACUCCAACAAAGAAGCGUGUCCCCGGAGAUCGUAGAAGUUCCGGAAGAAUCCGGAAACAUUGAGCCUCGAAGAUCGGUUACAUUAGAAGUGGGGUCGGUUUUGGUGGUGGAGGAUUCAAAUUGGCAAAAAAGUUAUAAAAUUAAUGAAGUUUUGAGUGACGGGGAAAUGUCGUAUUAUUAUGUUAAUUCGGUUGAUGAUCCGGGGAAGGCUUUGUUUUUAUACGUGGGGUCACAUCCGUCUCAGGUGGAGCCCGCAUGGGAAGAUAUGAAGCUAUGGUAUCAAGUUCAGAGACAAACUAAAGUUUUUUCGGUUAUGAAUCAAAACGGUUUAUCCAGCAAGUAUUUACCUCAACUGACAAUGUCCGGGAAAAUCAUUCAUCCCGGAGCUUGCCGGAAACAGAAUUCCAAUUCCGGUGGGAAUUGCGACAAUCCGUGGUGCGGGACUCCGAUUCUGGUGACGUCUCCGGUCGGGAAAACAGUAGAGGAAAUGGUCCGGUCGGGGGAAUUCGGGGCGGAUGAGGCGAUAAAAUGUUGUCACGAUUGCUUAUCGGCUUUGUCUACUGCGGCCACGGCCGGAAUCCGGCAUGGCGAUAUCAGACCGGAAAACAUAAUCUGUGUGAAUUCCGGUGGUGGGCAGAAUCAGUAUUUUGUGCUUGUGGGGUGGGGGCAUGCGAUUUUGGAGGAGAGAGAUAGGCCGGCUUUGAAUCUUCAUUUUUCGUCUACGUAUGCGCUUCAAGAGGGGAAGUUAUGCUCGGCGUCUGAUGCGGAAAGUCUUGUUUAUUUGCUUUAUUUUUCGUCUGGUGGGGAUUUACCGGAAUUGGAUUCCGUUGAAGGGGCGUUGGAAUGGAGAGACACAUUCUGGUCGAAAAGAUUGAUUCAGCAAAACCUUGGGGAAAUAUCGGCUGUUUUGAAAGCGUUUGCUGAUUAUGUUGAUAGUCUUUGUGGAACGCCGUAUCCGAUGGAUUAUGAGAUUUGGCUACGAAGGUUGAAGAGACAUUUACAUGAAAAUGGAAAGGAAAUCAACACAUCCAGUUAGAAAACCGGAAUCGGAAACAUGUUGAGACUUGAGAAGAUAGUAGGUAUAUAUUAUAUUAUAUCACAUGGUACCUUUUGUUGUGAAUGUGCAGUUAAUCUGCUUAGGGGCGGGGAGUGUUAUUUUAUUUUAUUUGCUUUGUUAAUUGUUAAUUGUGAAUUGUUAUUGUAUCACCUGUCACUAAA